This is a messenger RNA of Ilex paraguariensis (yerba mate), 378 nucleotides long. The record is from the annotation of a GenBank genome assembly. NCBI's taxonomy places the organism in Eukaryota, Viridiplantae, Streptophyta, Magnoliopsida, Aquifoliales, Aquifoliaceae.
AUGGAUGCUAUCCAGGUCCCAUGCACCCAGCGGCGUAUUGCAAACUUGGAUGAAGUUCUGAGAUUGGUUUUUGCCGAAGUCAAUGGGGUUGAGCUUUCCCAGCUCAAGUUUGGGCUAGGCCCUGCCCCUAUUCUUACUUCGGUUGCUGCCGUUGAAGUCAGCUUUGCUACUAUUCCCGAUGGUGAGUUGGAUGAAAGUGCCACUUCCAGGAAGAGGCUUCACAGGCCUUCUGCUGCCCCUGGACCCUCAAACGCUAGGGUGGGGUCCUUGGCCGAAGGAGCAGGUGAGGGAACUGAAGAGGAAAAAGCCCAGAUCCUGAGGAGCGGCCUCUUAGUACGUCCUCCUCCAACAACCUGGUCAGUCAUGGCUCGUCACUGA